AUGACGGACGGUGGCAGCGGCGGCGGCGGGAAAACCGAGUUCAUUUGCAAUUUGUUUCAGAAUCUUCCUGUCAUGUCGGGGGAAGAUUCGUGCGAGGGUGAGCUUGAGCAGGAUACGAAUAAUGCGUACGCAGUAUUCGAAAAUCAGUAUUAUGAGAUUCGUGCUGCUUUGCUGGGAAAAUUGGUACCUGCCCAACCAGUACCAAAUUUGGAUAAUUCCAUUCGGAACACUAGUGCAUUGGGAAUGCACACGGGGGUUCGCUUGCCUCAAAUAUCGUCUCCUGACUUUGAUGAGGAUUACAAAGGGUGGCUGUCAUUCAAGUCCACCUUCGUCUCGCUCAUUCAUGACUCAGUGGAGCUCAGCGAUGUGCAGAAAUUUCAUUAUUUGAAAUCUGCCUUGAAAGGGGAGGCGGCCAAGUUGAUCGAGUCGCUAACAAUCACUAACGACAACUACGCCAUACCAUGGGAUACUAUCACGAAGCGGUAUUCAAAUGAGUAUCUGUUGAAGAAACGGAAUCUUCAGGCACUCAUGGAGUUUCCGAAAAUUGAUAAGGAAUCGGCGGUGCGGAUUCACGGGUGGACGAAUUCGAUCAACGACUGA
This is a messenger RNA of Aedes albopictus (Asian tiger mosquito), 600 nucleotides long. RefSeq lists its product as uncharacterized. The record is from RefSeq and is a predicted model, not a curated record. The transcript has 2 exons. Bases 1 to 600 code for a protein of 199 amino acids. Lineage: Eukaryota; Metazoa; Arthropoda; Insecta; Diptera; Culicidae.